Messenger RNA from Beauveria bassiana ARSEF 2860, 4353 nucleotides. RefSeq names its product cell division control protein. The record is from RefSeq and is a predicted model, not a curated record. Bases 1 to 4353 code for a protein of 1450 amino acids. Gene Ontology annotation, cellular component: cytoplasm. Gene Ontology annotation, biological process: protein phosphorylation. Lineage: Eukaryota; Fungi; Ascomycota; Sordariomycetes; Hypocreales; Cordycipitaceae. The transcript is spliced from 5 exons. Gene Ontology annotation, molecular function: ATP binding; protein serine/threonine kinase activity.
AUGCCGGUCGAUCGGCACGCCCAGUCUGGCGACGGCCGCCACGGCGUUUUAGCUACGCGAGAAAAGAGCUCUGCGCCGGCUACCCCCUCGCGCAGGGAAAAGAUACGGGAAAGCUCUGCGCAUCAAGACCCCAUGCUCAAGGAUUAUCGCCUUGGGGAGUGCAUAGGCAAAGGUGCAUUCGGCUCUGUUUACAAGGCCUUUAACUGGAACACUGGCGAGGCCGUCGCCGUCAAGCAAAUAAAGCUUGGAGACUUGCCAAAGAGCGAGCUGCGCAUGAUCGAGCAUGAUAAUAUUGUAAAGUACAUCGGCUUCGUCAAAUCUACCAACUGCCUCAACAUCAUCCUCGAAUACUGCGAGAAUGGUUCUCUUCACUCGAUAUGCAAAUCCUACGGCAAGUUUCCAGAAAACCUUGUUGGCGUGUAUAUGACGCAGGUUCUCAAAGGUCUUCAGUACCUGCACGACCAGGGUGUAAUUCAUCGUGAUAUCAAAGGUGCAAAUAUCCUCACAACUAAAGAUGGCACCGUCAAAUUGGCAGACUUCGGUGUUUCGACGAGCACCUUAGCAGGUGGUCAGGACAAGGAAGCUCAAGUUGUCGGCACUCCCUACUGGAUGGCUCCCGAAAUCAUCCAGCUUUCCGGUGCCAGCUCCGCUUCCGACAUCUGGAGUGUUGGCUGCACCGUCAUUGAAUUGCUCCAAGGAAGGCCGCCCUACCAUAACCUAGCAGCCAUGCCUGCACUCUUUGCCAUUGUUAACGACGACCACCCUCCUUUACCCGAAGGCAUAUCCGCCGCUGCCCGAGAUUUUCUUAUGCAAUGCUUCCAAAAAGACCCCAACUUGCGAGUUACAGCAAGAAAGCUAAUGAAGCAUGCUUGGAUUAUUGGCUGCCGCCGAGCCGAUGCACCAGUCACCAAGCCGCCUGCCAACUUUAAUGAAGCCGUUGAAGAAGUUAAGCAGUGGAACAAAGCCCUAAACUCCUCGGAAACUCAUCUACGAACUUCGACCGGCUCAGACGCUACUCCGGCUUUACGAUUCCCCGGGGGCACCCCCGCCAAGGGGCCGCUGUCACUCCAAAAGUCGAAAUUCGGUGUUCAAGCAUUCAAGACGCCUGAGCUCGCCGACAACGAUAACUGGGACAAUGAUUUUGAUACUACAAUUUCUCCAAGUGCGCUCCAGCUGCCACAUCUUCGAACCCAAGAUAACUUUGGCGGAAUGCUCUCUAGCGAUCGCCUCAAGGCUUUCGCAUCUGCGAACGAUUUACGAAAUGAUAUUAGUUAUGAUGAUGACUUCGAGGGCGAGCUACUUACGAUCAAAGGCCCCUCACAACACGACCUGGAUCUGCAACAGCAGACCAUUCGACCAAUCUCCAAGGCUGCAGCACAAGCUGCCGAACCCAGGAGGCAUACCCGACAAAGGUCUAUUCCUACCCAUACUGCAGAUUCUUCUAUACAGCCUACACGAUCUCCUUCCAAGGCUCAUUUUGGGAACAAAUUCGAGCUGCCAACACGACACGACGUUGCCUUCCGCGAGCAAAGCGCCGAAGACUUUUCCGAUGUGUUUAUAGAAAACGAUCAUGUGUUCGACCAAAAAGUCAACCAAGUGAAGAAGGGUAUUCGUGGUCCGGACUCGCCCCAGCUGUUUCAUCCAUCGGAUCUUACAAGCCUUCCACGCUCCAUGCUCGCCCCCGAUGGCGGCAGUAUCAAGAAAAAGGCCGCUACUAGGCCUUCGGUCCUACCUGAUCGGCCAAUGCGACGCACUCGAUCUUCCGUGGAAAUUCAGAAAUUCGCUGAAGACGACGACGAAGACUUCUCAGAUGUGUUUGGCCCCGAGAGCUCCAUCGCUACAAAACCAGUGAGCGAACGUGGCUCGGAGGAUGGCGGCUUGAUGCUACUGUCCAAGGUGUCAAGCAACUCCUGGCUUGGUGACGACGAGGAUGAAGAUGACCCAUUUGCAGCCAUGGAUCCGGGUUGGGAUGAGAUGGACUUGGAAGCAAACAUUGCUCGUGACAGACACGCGCGGCUAGCAGAGAGGGUGGAAGACUUGGUCCGGUCUCUCACAAUGGAGCAAGGUGAAAAAACUCUGACUGAAAUUGCAGAGGAUUUGCUCGCUCUUUUAUGGGAGAAUGCGGAAGCCAAGAAUCUCGUCAUCAGCGCCCACGGUCUCCUCCCUAUUCUUGAAAUUCUGGAACCUUGCACUGUCAAGAGCAAGCAGUAUAUGAUCCUGCAGCUUCUCAAAGUUGUCAACGCCAUUAUUCUAGACGAUGUCGAGAUCCAAGAAAACCUCUGCUUCGUCGGCGGCAUGCCCAUCAUUACAAAAUUUGCUGCCCGCCAGUACUCGGACGAAAUUCGACUGGAAGCUGCGGCUUUUGUGCGCCAAAUGUACCAGACCUCAACACUUACGUUGCAGAUGUUUGUGUCUGCAGGUGGCUUGAGUGUCCUUGUGGAGUUCCUUGAUGAAGAUUACGACAACGCCCGAGACCUGGUGCUUAUUGGCGUCAAUGGCAUCUGGAAUGUCUUUGAACUACAAGGACCUACACCAAAGAAUGACUUCUGCCGGAUUUUCUCGCGAAGCAAGAUUCUGUAUCCCCUUGCUCUCGUUUUGCACCGCGUAUUAGAUGAGGAAGGCGAGGAUGAGCUUGGGGAACUCAUCGAGGGCCGCAUCGUCAACAUCUUUUACCUCUUCAGCCAGGCCGAGAAUUAUGUGAAGGAGGUGGUGGCAGACCGGCAGGUGCUGAAAAGCGUUCUCAAAGAUUUGCGCCGUAUGACUCCUGUGCAUCAAAUCACGAUGCUCAAGUUCAUCAAGAACCUGUCCAUGCUGUCAACAACGAUUGAGACGUUGCAUUCCGCUGAUGCCAUUGAGUUUCUCAUCGAUUUGCUCAGCUACGGCAUGAAGAAGGGGCAGGUUCAUUUUCGUGAUAUCUCAAACCAGGUGCUCAACACUCUAUUCAAUCUCUGCCGUCUGAACAAGGAACGCCAAGAAGACGCUGCUGUCGGCGGCAUCAUUCCACUACUCCUGCGCAUCAUGCGUACAGAUCGACCGCCAAAGGAGUUUGUGCUGCCGAUACUCUGCGACAUGGCACACUCUGGAUCCAAAGGCCGGCGAUAUUUGUGGCAGAACAAGGGUCUCGAAUUCUACGUGUCCCUGCUGACUGACCAAUAUUGGCAGGUGACGGCGCUUGAUGCCAUUCUCGUAUGGCUGCAAGAGGAGACGGCCAACGUGGAGAGCUACCUGAUUGAUGGCAGCUUCACGAGGGCCAUCAUCAGCGGCUUCAAUACCAAUCGUCUCAACUCUUUCGACUCAAAUUUGCUAGAGCCUUUGCUUAAGCUGCUGCGUCUGAGUCCUGGCGUAGCCGCCUCGCUCGCGAAACCCGAAAUGUUUGCUGGUAUCGCGCAACGGUUGGGACACAAAAAGGCUGUCGUCCGUUUGAAUCUAUUGCGUCUUGUGCGCACCAUCAUCGACGCCUGCGACACUGCCCUAGGCAAUGGGGAUGGCACCACAUCGCUCAAUAGCGCCCAGGUACGCUCACUCAUGGAAGUGAUUCAGACUCUGGCCGAAAUCGACUCUGCCGUGCUGGUACGCAACUUGGCAGCAGAGCUCGUGCGAUCGCACCUCGCGGGCCGACCCUCGCCAAGCGCAAUGAUGCGCCAUGACAGCAUCGCCUCUUCGCAAGGCAGCUCCACGUCCUCUUCGCGGCGCUCCGCCACGCGACGCAACACCAGCUAUACGCCUCCCAGCCUCCAGUCGUCCAUUUCAUUUCCCCAGACACCGACGCACCGAAGCCGUGCCAGCCUCGCUGGCAACGCCCUUAUCGAAGUCGCCGCCAGUCCACGUCGCGGCGUCCCCGGCAGCGGUAGUGGUGGCGGAGUGCACAGCGCCCUGGACCGCGACAACCUCCUCUUCCAGCAGUACCGCCCGCGCAGCCGCGACGGCACCAAUCUGCCGCGGCGCGUCAGCGGUGACGCCAGCUCCACCACGAGCAGCCAUGGCAGCAGCGGCGUCAUCAUGCCGCCCUCAUCGUCGUCGUCGUCGUCAGCGGCCAAGAGCCGCCUGCCGCGGACGUCGCUGGCCAGCAUGACGUCUAGGGGUGGCGUCGUCGGCACGGCAGGCAUUCGUGGCGAGCUCGCGCCGCCCAUGGUCGUCCGCAGCGAUAGCAGCACUAGCAACAAGGAAAACGGCGGCACCGCGGCCGCCCGCAUGAUGAUGGCUCCCUGGGGUGCUGCCGCCGCCGUCGCUGGUGCUGGUAGUGGAGCAGCUGGAGCUGGAGCAGGAGGCAGCGGCGCCGGGCGUCGAGAGAGCAUGGCAAGGGAUCCCACGGGAAAGAGACGCGCGCGAGCGCCGAGCGAUGCCAGGUGGUGA